AUGGAGGCUUUACUGGGACAGCACCAGAGCGCGCUGCACAAGCAAUAUUUCGCCACAGAUGAUGCUGCGAAGUGAUGAUGCCGUGUGCUUCAUGCGUCUCCCAACAUUUAGGAGCAACAAGUGUAAGAUGGACGAGUGGAUCUCCAGUGUGAGAGAGGAGAGGCGUGACUGCACCUGAAAGAUACAAAACGAAUGCUGCGUCAGUCUCUAGCUGUGCCAGGCGCGCUGUGGGAAUGGAUACCGGCAGUUUCCUGGCAGGGAUUUACUUUUUACUUCUGUCCGUCAAUGGCUUUAUCUCUUCCUCACCGGCGCCAGGCUUUUGUCCCGACCGCUGCGACUGUCAGCACCAACAGCACCUCAUGUGCACAAACCGCGGGUUGCGCACUGUGCCAAAACCUGGCGCGCGAACGUCCGAGGAGGUCUUGAUCUUCAGCCUUGGGGGUAACGUCAUCAGUAACAUCUCUGCCUUCGACUUCAUACGGUACAGUAAUCUACUGAGGGUGAAUUUACAGUACAAUCAAUUACAAACGAUACACCCAAAAGCAUUUGAGAAGCUCUCGAAGUUGGAGGAGCUGUACUUGGGACAUAAUCUUUUAUCAAAUAUACCUGCUGGGACUUUACAACCUCUGAAGAAACUGACUGUUCUCUAUGGGAAUAAUAAUGACAUCAAGAAAGUCACACCGGAGCUCUUUGUCAACUUGGACAAUCUUGUUAAAUUGCGUCUUGACGGCAACUCAAUAGAAAUUCUGCAAGACUCCGUCUUUAAAAGUUUACCCAGUCUACGUUAUCUCCACCUGGAAUCAAACAAACUGCAGCACAUUCACAGAAACGCGUUCUCUAAACUCAAUAACCUGCGCUUUCUAAACCUGGCACACAACAAGCAGACUUCCGUGAGCAAUGCCCUCACUUUUUCCCAACUCAGAGCUCUGACAACUUUGCUGCUGUCUGAAAAUGAAAUACAAUACGUGGAAAACCACGUUUUCCAGAACCUUAAAAAACUGUCCAAGCUGUCCCUCAGUAACAACAGAAUCUCUCGCAUGGACAGCGGGGCUCUGAGGGGGCUGUCAAGCCUAAGACAGCUUCUGAUUGACGGCAACGAGCUGGAGGAAAUCCCCGCCGGUCUGCUUGACUCCCUGGAGCGAAUUGAGGAGCUGGACUUCAGCCGCAACCGGAUUUCCAACGUGGAUUCUCUAGCCUUUUCCCGACUGAAACAUCUGAGGGUGCUGAAGCUCAAGAACAACAUGCUCACCAGCUUGUCAGGGGACAUUUUUGCACUCAACAACGUGCUUUACGACCUGGAUCUCCAUGGCAACAACUGGACGUGUGACUGUCGCUUGCAGGAGUUGAAAAGAUGGAUGACUGCUGCACACUCUCAGGGCAAAUUGUUGACUGUUUUUGUGCAAUGUCAUUACCCAGCAACUCUGAGGGGAAAAUAUCUGGACUAUGUGAACAGUUCCCAGCUGCAGCCCCUGGGGAACUGGACCCACUUGUGUGAGAGCCAAGCUGAGCCUGAGGAGAUCCAGGGAGGGGAAGUGCUGGUUAAGGCAGAGGUGAAAGAGCUAGGAAUGGUAGAUGCAAUAAAGCAGAAGGAGGGAGGUGAGGAAAGAGAGGUGGAGGAGACAGAAGGUAUACAUCUGAGAAAUGGGGAUAGUGCUGGGCUUAAAAGGAGGGAAAAGGUGGAGAAAAUGAAGAGAGAGGGUCAGGAGGAUGUGGGAGUCCAAGGUGACCAAGGGGGUCUAGAGCUGGUGGCACCCUCUGCUUCACCUGAGAGAAAGAAAUCAAAGAAAGAGUUGAUUGGAAAGCGUGCCAAAGGGAGACGAAGAUCAAAUAUCAAUUCCAGAACUGAUCCACCAAAUACUUCAACACAAAGUUAUCCUGGAAACCAAAACGUGAACACCACUGAUCCAAACACAAGUUUCACGACUAUCCAGACCGGAGAAAAGUUUGAUCUUCUGAGAUCAGACAAUGAGAAGUCUCUCCCGGUUAUCACAGAUCCUUGUGUGUUCAACCGUCACUUCAUUACCAAUGUGUCAGUGGAUCAGGUGACCUCCAACAUGGUCACUGUCCACUGGACCACCAAGGAUCAUCACCGCUACACACCAGGACAUGGUCCAGGCUUAGAAGAAGUCCACUAUCGGAUACUUUUUGACCGGUUUGGGUCUCAAGAUCGGUUCCCCCGCUACGUUUACACUCGUGGAACAUCUCGCUCAAUAACCCUCCGAGAACUGAGCUCAGACGUGACCUACAUGGUGUGUGUGGAAGGCGUAGUUGGUGGGUCCGUGUGCCAGGUUGCACCGCGUGACCACUGCACAGGCCUGGUUACUCUACCUGACAAUCCCAGCCGUGAGGGUGCUCUGACCUCUGACCUCCAGCUGGUGACGGUGGCCACAUUGGCCGGGAACGCCGUGCUGUUGCUGGUGGUGGGAGGAGUCUGGCUGGGGAGGAGCCUGAAAAGGAGGCUGCAGAAGAGGAAGUCAGCUGUGCACGUGCGACAUAUGUACUCCACAAGGCGACCGUAUCGUCCCACCAUGGCGUCUGCCUCGGUGUCGGCUGAUUUCACCAGCUACCAGAGCAGUAGACCUGCACGACUUGCACCACUAGAAGAAGGGGACCUUAUAGAGUUCCCUUGUGACCGUUUCCUUGACAGCAGCAGUGUUCGCAGAGACAGUGACAUGCAGAGAUUCUCAGACUGAAGCCAUAAACCCCAAAAAAUGUUUAACUGCAAAACAGGAACACAUUGAUAUUUUAUCUUUAGGAUACAGUCCACCCUCUAGACGUGGUUUCACAUUAAAACAUGUUGAGUUGUGGCUGUGAAACCAAAGUGACAGUCCCACUUUGUGUUGUUUUGGUUAUUUUUUGACCACAAGAGAACUUUAAAGUGACAAAAGAACAGCUGAGCUCAUCAGUGCCUUCUCAGACGCCAGAGGAAGUCUGACUUCCUCUCUCCACUUCGUGGCUUUCCUCUUUUAUUUCCUCGCACCUGCAAAUGUCUCUGAAUGUGUGAUUUUGUUUUAUUUUUUUAUUUGUGAAUGCAAGUGUGAAUGUAUGAAUGACGAUUCAUCACUGAUUUCAACUAUGGUGCUAAUUUCAAGUUCACAGACGUCAUAUUGUCUCAUAUUUUUUGUACAAUGUGUAAUGAUGGCUGCUGGUUGGCAGGAAACAUCACUUGUUUUGUAUCACAUCUAUCAUGUUUCAUACUUUUUUUAUAUAAUUUUUGCAUUACAUGAAAAAGUA
This is a messenger RNA of Notolabrus celidotus (New Zealand spotty), 3234 nucleotides long. RefSeq names its product TLR4 interactor with leucine-rich repeats (gene tril). The coding region runs from base 234 to 2693 and encodes 819 amino acids. Gene Ontology annotation, cellular component: plasma membrane; postsynaptic density membrane; glutamatergic synapse. The transcript has a single exon. NCBI's taxonomy places the organism in Eukaryota, Metazoa, Chordata, Actinopteri, Labriformes, Labridae. Gene Ontology annotation, biological process: synaptic membrane adhesion; modulation of chemical synaptic transmission; regulation of axonogenesis. Gene Ontology annotation, molecular function: cell-cell adhesion mediator activity. The record is from RefSeq and is a predicted model, not a curated record.